Messenger RNA from Thalassophryne amazonica, 4255 nucleotides. RefSeq names its product ATPase phospholipid transporting 9B (gene atp9b). NCBI's taxonomy places the organism in Eukaryota, Metazoa, Chordata, Actinopteri, Batrachoidiformes, Batrachoididae. Gene Ontology annotation, cellular component: endosome; trans-Golgi network; plasma membrane. Gene Ontology annotation, molecular function: ATP hydrolysis activity; ATP binding; ATPase-coupled intramembrane lipid carrier activity. The record is from RefSeq and is a predicted model, not a curated record. Gene Ontology annotation, biological process: retrograde vesicle-mediated transport, Golgi to endoplasmic reticulum; endocytosis; phospholipid translocation.
ACAUUUCUGCGAGGCACAUGAAAGCGUCAGAAACGUGUGACGUCAGGGCGUUCCUGCACAGUCAAGAUGUCUGAUAGCAACCCGUUAAAUCUUGUGCGGAUAAACUCGAGCAGGGUUUCGUAUUAUAAUUCAGCCAGACUUUCGAGAUAUUCUCUAGAAGAUGAGCCUUCUAAUUUGGAUGAGAUGCCCCUGAUGAUGUCUGAGGAAGGCUUUGAGAAUGAUGAAAGUGACUACCAGACGCUGCCUCGGGCUCGAGUCCAUCAGAGACGGAGAGGCCUUGGCUGGUUUCUCCUGGGAGGGUGGAAAGUCCUUUGCGGCAGCUGCUGUGAUUGCUUGGCUCAUAUUUGUCGGAGGAAGAAAGAGCUGAAGGCCAGGACGGUUUGGCUUGGCUGUCCAGAGAAAUGUGAAGAGAAGUACCCCAAAAACAGCAUCAAAAACCAGAAGUACAACAUCUUCACCUUUGUGCCUGGCGUUCUCUACCAGCAGUUCAAGUUCUUCCUUAAUCUCUACUUCCUGGUUGUGGCCUGUUCACAAUUUGUGCCAUCAUUGAAAAUCGGCUAUUUGUAUACAUAUUGGGCACCUCUGAGUUUUGUGUUAGCCGUUACCAUGGUGCGAGAGGCUGUGGAUGAAGUUCGGCGAUUCCACCGAGAUAAAGAGAUGAAUUCUCAACUCUACAGCAAGCUCACAGUGCGAGGUAAAAUUCAAGUAAAGAGCUCAGACAUACAAGUUGGAGACCUGAUCAUUGUUGAGAAGAACCAAAGGAUUCCUGCAGACAUGAUAUUUCUGCGAACAUCAGAGAAAAAUGGUUCAUGUUUCAUCAGAACAGAUCAGCUGGAUGGAGAAACUGAUUGGAAACUGAAAGUUGCUGUUAACUGCACACAGCGACUGCCAGCAGUGGGGGACCUCUUCUCUAUCACUGCCUCCGUGUACGCCCAGAAGCCUCAUCUGGACAUCCACAGUUUUGAAGGAAACUUCAUGAGGGGAGACACAGAUCCACAGAUACAUGAGAGUCUGAGCAUCGAAAACACUCUUUGGGCCAGUACUAUCGUUGCAUCUGGCACUGUGAUCGGGGUGGUGAUCUACACAGGCAAAGAGACCAGAAGUGUUCUCAACACAUCGUUUGCCAAAAACAAGGUUGGUUUGCUGGAUCUGGAGCUGAACCGCCUCACAAAGGCCCUUUUCCUGGCGCAAGUUGUUUUAUCAGUGGUCAUGGUAGCACUGCAGGGGUUUGUGGGUCCAUGGUUACGAAACCUUUUCCGAUUCGUGGUGCUUUUAUCUUACAUCAUCCCCAUCAGCUUGCGUGUAAAUCUGGACAUGGGGAAAGCGGCCUAUGGUUGGAUGAUUAUGAAGGAUGAAAAUAUCCCUGGCACUGUUGUUCGAACAAGUACUAUUCCUGAGGAAUUGGGGCGGCUGGUCUAUCUGUUGACAGACAAGACAGGCACUCUGACACAAAACGAAAUGAUCUUCAAGCGACUGCACCUGGGAACGGUUUCCUACGGCACUGACACCAUGGAUGAGAUACAGAGCCACAUUGUCCAGUCAUAUGCACAGGUGACCUCUCAGCCAUCCGCUGCUACCAGCAGUAGCUCUACUCCAUCGCAGAAGUUCCAGACCUCUGGGCCGAAAGUCCGUAAGAGCGUCAGCAGCCGCAUCCACGAAGCAGUAAAAGCCAUUGCCUUGUGCCAUAAUGUCACACCAGUCUAUGAGUGGCACAACAACAUAAAUGGAGAGACGGAGUCUGCAGAAGCUGAUCAGGACUUUAGUGACGACAACCGCACCUACCAGGCGUCCAGCCCUGACGAGGUGGCGCUGGUGCGCUGGACGGAGAGCGUCGGCCUGACCCUGGUACAGGACCUGACCUCCCUGCAGCUGAAGACUCCUUCCGGACAAAUUCUCUCCUACUACAUCCUGCAGAUCUUCCCCUUCACCUCCGAGAGCAAACGCAUGGGCAUCAUCGUCAGGGUGAAUUGACAGGGAGACAUCACCUUCUACAUGAAGGGAGCAUGUUGCUAUGGCGACAUUGUCCAGUAUAACGACUGGUUGGAGAAGCAGUGUGGGAACAUGGCGAGAGAGGGCCUGAGGACACUUGUAGUGGCCAAAAAGUCCCUGUCGGAGGAGCAGUAUCAGGACUUUGAGAGCCGCUACAACCAGGCGAAGCUGAGUAUCCAUGACCGGGUCCUGAAGGUGGCAGCUGUGGUGGAGAGCUUGGAGAGAGAGAUGGAGCUUCUGUGUCUGACCGGUGUAGAAGAUCAACUCCAAGCAGAUGUCAGACCCACGCUGGAGCUGCUCAGGAAUGCCGGCAUCAAGAUCUGGAUGUUGACCGGAGACAAGCUUGAGACGGCAACCUGCAUUGCCAAAAGCUCCCAUUUGGUUUCCAGGAACCAGGACAUUCACGUCUUCAAACCAGUCUCAAAUCGAGGAGAGGCCCAUCUGGAGCUCAACGCCUUCAGAAGGAAGCACGACUGUGCUCUGGUCAUCUCCGGAGACUCCUUAGAGGUAUGUUUGCGGUACUACGAGCAUGAGUUUGUGGAGUUAGCCUGUCAGUGUCCGGCUGUGGUGUGCUGUCGCUGUUCACCGACGCAGAAAGCCCAGAUCGUCAGGCUGCUCCAGCAGCACACGGCAAACAGAACCUGCGCCAUAGGCGAUGGAGGAAAUGAUGUCAGCAUGAUCCAGGCUGCAGACUGUGGCAUCGGAAUAGAGGGAAAGGAAGGGAAACAGGCGUCGCUGGCUGCAGAUUUCUCCAUCACCCAGUUUAAGCACAUCGGUCGCCUGCUGAUGGUUCACGGCAGGAACAGCUACAAGCGCUCUGCAUCACUGGGUCAGUUUGUCAUGCACAGAGGGAUGAUCAUCUCCGCUAUGCAGGCCGUCUUCUCGUCUGUAUUCUACUUUGCCUCCGUGCCCUUGUACCAGGGUUUUCUCAUGGUUGGCUAUGCCACAGUCUACACCAUGUUUCCAGUCUUCUCACUUGUUCUGGACCAGGAUGUGAAGCCAGAAAUGGCUCUCCUUUACCCAGAGCUUUACAAAGACCUAACCAAGGGGCGUUCAUUAUCUUUCAAGACUUUCCUCAUUUGGGUUUUGAUCAGUGUGUAUCAAGGCGGUAUCCUCAUGUAUGGUGCACUGGUGCUGUUUGAGUCGGAGUUCGUGCACGUGGUGGCCAUAUCCUUCACGGCUCUCAUCCUGACCGAGCUGCUGAUGGUGGCACUGACCAUCCGAACCUGGCACUGGCUCAUGGUUGUGGCUGAGUUCUUCAGUCUGGGCUGUUACCUGGCUUCGCUCGCCUUCCUCAAUGAGUACUUUGGUGUGGGCAGAGUGUCCUUUGGAGCUUUUCUUGACUUGUCGUUCAUCACCACGUGGCCGUUCCUGUGGAAGGUGUGCGCCAUCACCUUAGUCAGCUGUCUUCCUCUCUACAUCAUCAAAUACCUGAAGCGCAAGUUUUCUCCGCCCAGUUACUCCAAACUGUCCUCAUGAGCCCAACACACUUCGUGCAUCUCUAAGCUUUCGUGUUUUGCACUUUUGAUGGGUUGCUGACCCGCAGAGGUCAGAAGUCAAGGGACCACUGGAACAAUCCAAUUGACAGAGCGCUGAUUUUUUUUCUUUUUUUUUUUUAUGGGCACAUUUGUGGGACUUUGGAUUACUUGAAAACUGUGGAAGGACACAAACGUGCACUGAGACAGCCUGAAACACUUGACUUCUUGUUUUUGUGAAAGUUCAUCAAUCUGCCUUCUUCGGUUUGGAAUCAUUUCCAACAAAUCAGCUUCACGUGGCGUUUUAUAAACUUAGUGAUAGAUUUUUAUAUGUGGAGUAUUAAAUAUCUAUAUUUUUAAUUAUUGGUGUUAAUUAAAGUUGCUUUUCUGCAUCUUUGGAAGGUGUUGAUUUUGCUGUAAAGGAGAAAAAAGGUGUUUUCCUUUGUAAAUAAAUUGUUUACAUACGUUAUUGAGUUUAACCACCUGCUUUUAAGAUUGUUUACGCAUUAACCAAAAAUAUCAACAUUUAUAGUAACAUAAAGUGGUGGGAGGGGUUUGAAUCAUUCUGUGUCAAUUUAUUCCUCGCAGCCAGCUCGUCACGGUAUCAUUGAUCGCUGUUAUUGUCAGCAGAGUCGCCUUUGAUCCUUUGGAAGUUUUUCAUUUCUGAUCUUUAUCCAAAAGGCGUUUCUGCUUUCAGGAUACGUCGGCUUGAUUUGUGCCUCAUUCGCAUCGUGAAGCUGCCUCUCUCAGUGCUUCUGUUCGUCACAUAGGAAAUAAAAGCAUGAUGUAUU